AUGGCCUCCACCACAAUCUCUACCUCCCCUGACAAAGCGUUUCUCGACAAAUUCAUCUCUCUCCUCUCGCGCUCCUACCUGACCACGCCCCUCACUACAGCCUUCAUUACCGAGAUUGAUGGCACACCAUCGUCAGCCAAUCAAGCCGAGGUGAUAACCCCCGAACGUUUGACGCAGCACUUCACACUCGGCGUCACAGCCGCAGCCCGAAGUAAUGUCGUCGUGAUCGAGAGCGGGGAUUUCACCGCCGCAGCGCUCUGGGAACCGCCUGACUUCUGCGGGAUCCCUCCAUCCCAGGCGCGCCGCAACCCAGGCCCAAUCUUGCAAGAAUGGCGCACCACCGCGCGCAAGAUGAAAGCAAAAUACCUCUCCCUGCCUGACCAGGGCCCACACAGCUGGGACCAGCCCGCAGCCCCAAGUCAGUCAUCUGGUGCGCCGUCCGAGGACCCCUACCCUGCAGAUUUCAACAAGGACGUGGACUUUGAGACGAGGCCGUUUUAUCACCUCGCGAUGCUGGCAAGAGAUCCCGAUGUGGAUGAACAGAAGAGUUUUGCGGCAGCGAAGGCUUGUAUGGAUGAGUUUCUGAAGAAGGCAAAGGAGGAGGAUGUGCCUGUCUGGCUCGAGACGGCCAGCGAGGCCUCGAAGAAAGAGUAUGAGAAUCUUGGGUUCAGGGUGUGUGAGGAGGUGGUUAUUGGAAAGGGCAGGGUCAAUGCUAAAGGGUGGCCGCAAGAGGGAGGUGAAGGAGUCAAGACUUGGGCCAUGAUUUGGGAUGAGCAUUUGCAGUGA
Exophiala xenobiotica is the source of this 786-nucleotide messenger RNA. RefSeq lists its product as uncharacterized. The transcript has a single exon. The coding region runs from base 1 to 786 and encodes 261 amino acids. The record is from RefSeq and is a predicted model, not a curated record. Lineage: Eukaryota; Fungi; Ascomycota; Eurotiomycetes; Chaetothyriales; Herpotrichiellaceae.